Molecule: messenger RNA, 1019 nt
Organism: Anopheles bellator
Lineage: Eukaryota; Metazoa; Arthropoda; Insecta; Diptera; Culicidae
Product: protein dj-1beta-like
Exons: 2
Coding region: 122-892 (256 amino acids)
Biological process (GO): protein deglycation, glyoxal removal; guanine deglycation, glyoxal removal
Cellular component (GO): nucleus; cytosol
Molecular function (GO): protein deglycase activity
Source: RefSeq, a predicted model, not a curated record
UUGUAAGCAAAGCGUAUGAAAAAAAUAAUUACGCUCGGGUUUACGCCUCGGCCGACCCGUAAACGUUUUGACAGAGGCGCAGCGGUUUGGCAUUAAUCUGUAAUGUCUAAAACAUUACGUUAUGCCUCAUGUAGCUCCCCAGUCAGAGUCAGAGAAUUCGGGCUGUCGAUCAAUAAAAAGAAAUCGUUUCUAUUCGUAUACCAAAAUAACAUAUAUUGUUCCGUCUUGGCUUCGAAGUGUAAUGUCUGAAACGACUGUGGUGAAAAAGUGUGUCUUGGCACUGGUAGCACAAGGCUCCGAGGAAAUGGAGCUUGUUAUUACUGUUGAUGUUCUGCGGCGAUGCAAUAUCGAUGUCACGGUGGCGUUAGUGCUGGACGAAAUGGAAGGCGCUAGUGAGCAGGGGUUGGUAGUGCAAUGCUCUCGCCAUGUGAAUGUGCGUGCAGAUACAACUCUUCAGGCAUACUUGCAACAGAAUACCCUCACUAAUGACAUGCUACCUGAUGCAUUGAUUCUUCCCGGAGGACUCGAAGGAAGUAAAAUCAUGUCGAAGGUUGCUGCCGUAGGAUCAUUGCUGCGAUGCUAUGAAAAUAGUGAAAAAAUUGUUAGUGCUAUUUGUGCAGCACCGACUGUCUUCAUUUCGCAUGGAAACCUAUUUGCUGGACGCCGCUUGACUUGUUACCCAGCAUUAAAGCAAUUACUCAUAAAAGAAGGAUAUGACUGGCAAGAACCUCAUCAAUCGCACUACGGUCGCGUAAUCGUCGAUGGCAACCUCAUUACCAGUAUGGGUCCAGCUACAACAUUUGAUUUUGCUCUUACCAUUGCUGCCGUUUUAACAAGUUUGCAAGAAGCGGAAAAAGUAGCAAUUAAUAUGCUGUAUAAAUGGCCAUAUUAACAAACAUGCCAAGCAUGUAAGAAAUUGUUUACGACUAAAAAUUACGUGACACAAUUUAAAAAUGAGUUAUCGAUUUUGUCGAUGCAUUGUCUACAAUAAAUGAGAAUAAAUUUAGUUGCUAUGCUUU